Molecule: messenger RNA, 1617 nt
Organism: Sycon ciliatum
Lineage: Eukaryota; Metazoa; Porifera; Calcarea; Leucosolenida; Sycettidae
Product: DNA repair protein RAD51 homolog 1-like
Exons: 8
Coding region: 138-1154 (338 amino acids)
Biological process (GO): DNA strand invasion; DNA recombinase assembly; mitotic recombination
Cellular component (GO): condensed nuclear chromosome
Molecular function (GO): ATP binding; single-stranded DNA binding; double-stranded DNA binding
Source: RefSeq, a predicted model, not a curated record
GUUUUCUUGGUUUUCACAACUAGAAUACUUGCUGCAGUCUUUGAUUUUCUUGUUCGCAGCUGAAAGUCCGUCCUUGAAGUAGCUAGUUAUUUGAUUGUGGAGCUACAGUGUAGACAGAAUCUGCACAAGAAAUCAUCAUGCAGGCCGCAGAGGCGACAGCGGCUCCCGCGAUGGAGGUGGAGGAAGAGGCAUGCGGGCCUCUGAUGAUAGGAAAGCUCGAGGGAAAUGGAAUAUCGGCGAAUGAUAUCAAGAAGCUGGAAGAAGCUGGCUACCACACUGUCGAGUCUGUUGCCUACGCUCCGAAAAAACAGCUGCUGGCAAUAAAAGGCAUAAGCGAGGCUAAGGCAGAUAAAAUCCAAGCAGAGGCAAUGAAGCUUGUGCCAAUGGGCUUCACAACAGCCACUGAGUUCCAUCAGCGUCGCGCUGAGAUCAUACAAGUCACAACAGGAUCCAAGGAGCUUGAUAAAUUACUUCAAGGUGGUAUUGAGACUGGAUCCAUCACCGAGCUGUUUGGAGAAUUCAGGACGGGAAAGACGCAGUUGUGCCACACACUGGCAGUGACUUGCCAGCUUCCAAUUGAUCGUGGCGGCGGUGAAGGGAAAUGUCUUUACAUCGACACGGAAGGAACAUUUCGGCCGGAAAGACUCUUGGCUGUUGCUGACAGAUAUGGCCUAUCAGGUGACGACGUUCUUGAUAACAUUGCGUAUGCCCGCGCGUAUAACAGCGAUCACCAGUCCCAGCUUCUCCUGCAGGCAUCAGCCAUGAUGGUGGAGUCGAGAUAUGCUCUGCUGAUCGUGGACAGUGCAACAGCUCUGUACCGAACCGACUACAGCGGGCGUGGCGAGUUAGCCUCUCGCCAAAUGCAUCUGGCUCGCUUCUUGCGUUCACUGCUGCGCUUGGCAGACGAGUUUGGGGUUGCGGUGGUCAUAACAAACCAGGUGGUGGCGCAAGUGGACGGCGCUGCAAUGUUCACGUCGGAUCCCAAGAAACCAAUCGGUGGACAUAUCAUGGCACAUUCAUCGACCACCAGGCUGUACUUGAGAAAAGGACGCGGUGAGACUCGUAUCUGCAAGAUUUACGACUCGCCGUGUCUGCCAGAGUCUGAGGCCAUGUUUGCAAUUGCUGACAGCGGCGUUACUGAUGCCAAGGACUAGUGAAGGCGAACACGACUGUGUGUGUGUGCAUGUGCAUGACUGUGUGUGUGAGAGAGCGCCGAGAGCCUAACUGAAAGACCAGAUCCCACCAGACCCUAUUCUGUAUAUAGCGCGUGUAUAUACGCUGAUGCUGCAUAACCAUGAUGACCGCGCAAUGUCAUUUGUUUUUACUGUUUGUGCGGCAGUGCUGCACCUCGCUAAACCGUAUUGAUUUCCUACUCACUAUUCCCAUAGGUAAACCAUCCCAUAGCAGAUCUUCUUCCUUCAGCGUAACUGGCAACCAUGAUAAGAUUUACUCAACUACGAUUAGAAACAGCACAGAAGGAACAACUCCGAUGUGUAGAAUGUACUACCAAUAUCCGUCGUUAACUAACUGUACAAACCCAUUAUUUUUAAAUCAAAAUCAUCACCGCUUUCGAUAUGGCGUACGUUGACAACAUACAUAAUAUACAAUUCUUCAGAA